AUGGAGGCAGAGCGCACUAAGGUCGCCGAGCUGCAUGCAAACCAGCUAGCGAUGUCCCAGCAGCUGGCAAUCGCGCGGACGCAGGAGAUGGCACAGCGGCGGGAGCUCGACAGCGCGAGCGACGAGAUCGAUCAACUCCGGCGGCGGCAUACGCGUGAGCUCGAAGACCUGGACGUGGAUCUGCGCCGCAAGGACCGCGAGAUCCGCUCGUUACGGGAUGAGCUCUCGACAUGCCAGGAUGACCUACAGCGGGAACGCGAGACGGUGGCUGGUUUGAAAGCCACGCUGUCGCACCAAUCCACUGCACAGGUGGCUCUCUCGACACAACUGUCAGCCAUGCAAGCACAGCAUGGCGCCACACAGGCGCAGCUGGAUGGUCAACAUCGAGCGUAUUUGGACGUCACGAUUGAGCUGGAGGCGGCGCGCAAGAGAAUAACAGAGCUCGAGCAUGAGGCCCGGGAGAGCGAGACGCUCCGACGUAAACUGCACAACCAAGUACAGGAGUUGAAGGGCAACAUUCGCGUCUUCUGUCGUGUGCGGCCGCUACUUUCGGAAGAAGCAAAAGCACGCAUGCUUUUCCCUGAUAAGAUGGACCACAAGGAGAUAGUUCUGAGCUCAUCUAGUGAAAGCGCAACUGGACAAGAGCGUAAAGAUGAUUGGAUGUUCUCGUUCGACAGAGUUUUCGAGCCUCAUUGCUCCCAAGCCGAGGUCUUCGAAGAGAUCUCUCAGCUAGCCCAGAGUUGCACGGACGGAUACAAUGUGUGUGUAUUCGCGUACGGCCAGACGGGAUCGGGCAAAUCCUUCACGAUGGAAGGCGGUCAGACUGAGGCCACGGCAGGGAUGAUCCCGCGUGCUGUGGAGCAAGUUUUCCGAGUAGCAGAGCAGCUCAGAAGCAAAGGAUGGGAAUAUAAGAUGGAGGGCCAAUUCCUCGAGAUUUAUAACGAGACGAUCAACGACUUGCUUGGCAAGGGCGAGUUUGACAAGAAGAAGCACGAAAUCAAGCACGAUGCCAAGACAGGCCGUACGACAGUGACGGACGUGAACGUCGUCCCCCUCGCAUCUUCCACUCAAGUGCGCACGCUGCUUGCGCUAGCACAAUCUCGCCGUACUGUUGCGGCUACGCUUAUGAACGAACGCUCAUCGCGCUCGCAUUCAGUGUUUACGCUGCGCAUCCACGGGGAGAACCCAUUGACGGGUGAGGUGUGUGAAGGGAGCCUAAACCUUGUCGAUCUUGCCGGGAGCGAGCGGUUGGAGAAAAGCGGCGCUGCAGGAGACAAAGAGCGCCUGAAAGAGACGCAGAAUAUCAAUAGGAGUCUCAGUGCGUUAGGUGAUGUCAUCGCUGCCCUUGGGGAGAAGGGUGAGGGCAAGAACGACAAACACAUUCCAUACAGGAACUCGAAGCUCACCUAUCUGCUGCAAAACUCCCUGAGCGGGAACUCGAAAACACUGAUGGUGUUGAACCUUUCGCCGCUUGCCACGCACUUAAAUGAGUCACUGUGCUCGUUGAGAUUUGCCACCAAGGUCAACAACACGACCAUUGGUACAGCGAAGAAGCAGACGCGAGCUGCUAUUACUUCAUGAAGUACCUAUUCACUUGACUUAUUUCCUUGGACCACACGCCAUUCGUAUUAUUGUACAUAUUGUAGCUUUACAGAUCCAGACCAUUUGGCCCCGUC
Molecule: messenger RNA, 1676 nt
Organism: Postia placenta MAD-698-R-SB12
Lineage: Eukaryota; Fungi; Basidiomycota; Agaricomycetes; Polyporales; Adustoporiaceae
Exons: 8
Coding region: 1-1581 (526 amino acids)
Biological process (GO): microtubule-based movement
Molecular function (GO): microtubule motor activity; microtubule binding; ATP binding
Source: RefSeq, a predicted model, not a curated record